AUGAUGGCUGAGCCCGCCCAGCCCGAUCUCAGCGCGGCCAUGUCCCCGACGGGCAUCAAGCAAGAGACAAACAUCCUCGACGGCCUCGACCUGGACUCGAUGCUGCAAGCCGCGACCAAGCGUCCCUUCGAUGGAAACACCAAUGGCGACGAGUCCUCCAAGAGGGUCAAGACCGAGACCGAGCCUGCCCACGAUAACGCGUUCGAGCCAGACCCAGGCGCCGAAGAAUCGCUGGAAGAUGGGCUUGCACUUCUGGUUCAGAAUGCGCUCAACAAUGUCGGCGAUCUGGUGUCCCAGUUCACUCAGGACGCAAACAUGGCUCAGACGACAAAUGAUCCGAUGGAUGUUGAUCCCGCACCCAUCCCCGAAGCUUCUCUCCCUCCACCCCCCGUAACCUUCCUCUCUGACCCUCAAAAAUACCUGCGCAAGGCCAGUCGACAUGCGCUCGGCAACAUGGCUCUCUCUAUCCUCCUCUUGUUCUCGCAAUCCUUCGACGACUCAAUAAAGCCGAUCCGAGAUGCAGAAUCGCAACACGCCAAGGCUUUCCGGAACCUGCAGACUUCCUUUGAGCAGAUCAAGCAGAUCUACUCUACCAGCGCCAUCCUAUCUGCUGAUGAGCUGGAGCUCCAAGACCAUGAAUCUCGCACCAUCCUCGACCUCGCGAAUCUCGCGCAAUUCGCUAUUUGGUUACUCCAGACCACACCGUCGUAUUCCAACGCUCAUCAGAACUUUCACUCCAUAUUUCGAGGACAAGUCUCCGACCUUGGUUCUGAUGCACUCGACCUGUACCUGUCCCUCAAGACUCAAGUUGCGAUCGACGCGCUUGCUACGAAAACGCCAGAACAACAGUCUGGGCCGAUACUGGAUGACGCCAUAAUAAGCGGGAUGGAGGAUAAGCUACGUGGGCUUCAUCACAAUUCGGAUCUGACACCAGCAGAUCAGGAGUUCAUCUCAUCUGUACGGUCAAGGAAAGACGCUCUUCAGGGCGAAGCGCAACCCGACACUGCAUCUCUAAGGGAAAAGUACAAAGUGGAUGACUUGCUGGCUCAAGUUGCUACUUGUGUCAAGACUCGACUGGCGUUGAUGUCGGAUCUCGGAUCAAGGCUGGGCCAUCCCAUGCCAUCCAGCGAGGAGACUGCGGUUGACCUAUUGGGUGACGCGGCCGGAAAUGACGAUCCCGAUCUCGACUUGGAUGAUCUAUCUUCCUUCUUUGAGAAGACGACCUCGGGUCUUGUCCAGGACGCUCUGGCUGGUUUGACCGAGACCAACCCAGAGCCAACACCAACACCUGCAACUGAAACUGUUGAACAACCGGCUGCAGCCGAACCCACAAAGAGCCCCGAGAAGGCAGAGCCUUCUUCGACGCCUCAGACAAAUGGCAAGGUGGACUUUAUGACGGACUAUAAGGAGUUGGAGGCUCUUGUGGCCGAGAGUACUUCAAAUUACGUCAAGACCACAUUACACGGGCUAUCUCCAGUCCCUUAUCAGCCAACCGUACCUACAAGUACAACGCAAUCGUAUCUCAGCCAACUCCAGCAGUCGCAUGCUCAGCAUCCUUACUACUCAUACACACACAGCAUACCCGAGCCUCCUCCUCCUCCUCCGGAGCCUGGUCAAAACUUGCCGCCGAAUCAAACCUGCCCGAGUGCUGUGUUGUAUGACAAGGCGAGACAGGCGGCAAUCUCAAAGUCGUCCGCCCACACCAGGAGAGAGGGUCUCCACUCGACACGCCGCCCUUGGACUCAAGAAGAAGAAAAGGCACUCAUGGCUGGUCUUGACAUGGUCAAGGGCCCUCACUGGAGUCAAAUACUCACCCUGUUUGGGCAGAAUGGCACCAUAUCCGAUAUACUCAAAGAUCGGACACAGGUGCAACUCAAGGACAAGGCCCGUAACCUCAAGCUGUUCUUCCUCAAGACCAACUCAGAGAUGCCGUACUAUCUACAGGCCGUAACUGGCGAACUCAAGACUCGCGCCCCUACACAGGCAGCCAGGAAGGAGGCGGAGGAACGCGCCAGGUUGAACUCGGAGGAGGAUCAGGCUAGGAUACAAGGCAUAAUGACACUGGCCGGGGGGCUGCAGAACCCUCCACAAGGACGGGCAGCGGGAACACCAGCCUCAGCAGUCGGCCAGGCUGUCAUGACACCCGCUCAAGCUGCGAGUGCAGCACAGGCCGCGUCGACGCAACACGGCUCGCCCGCGCAACAUCAAACACCUACUCACUCUUACAACUCUGCCACUUCCUCGGGAUAUCCGCCCUCCUCGCUGCCGCAAGCCAGACCGAGCUUGAUGACUGCUACACAACAGUCUCAUCAGUCUACACCUCAGCAGCCCGCCCGGCCACAGGCACCUCACACUCCUCGAGCCCAGCAGCAACACCUACCGCAACAACAACCCCAGAGCGCCAUGCACUCUCCCGCUCAGGCUCGAUCCCACACGUCGACUCCUGUCGGGCAGAUGCAUCACUCGCCACCGGCUCAUCACACCCCGACUCCUCAGCCCGUCCCCGCGCAGGCCGCUCAGCCUCAAUACUCUCCCCCUCAACACUCGCAACUCACAUUCCCGUCGCCUCCGCCAGCGGCGCCCGUCCACACCAUGCAGAUGCCCCAUGUGCCGGCCCCUGAGCCUCAACACGAUAUGCACGACAACGCUGCAGAGGCGGCGCUACUACAGGGCCUUCAGGCGGCGGUGGCAGAGUCGCUGUAA
Molecule: messenger RNA, 2703 nt
Organism: Fusarium keratoplasticum
Lineage: Eukaryota; Fungi; Ascomycota; Sordariomycetes; Hypocreales; Nectriaceae
Product: HTH myb-type domain-containing protein
Exons: 5
Coding region: 1-2703 (900 amino acids)
Biological process (GO): telomere maintenance via telomere lengthening
Molecular function (GO): protein homodimerization activity; double-stranded telomeric DNA binding
Source: RefSeq, a predicted model, not a curated record